Molecule: messenger RNA, 2849 nt
Organism: Syngnathoides biaculeatus (alligator pipefish)
Lineage: Eukaryota; Metazoa; Chordata; Actinopteri; Syngnathiformes; Syngnathidae
Product: tetratricopeptide repeat protein 39B-like
Exons: 18
Coding region: 868-2610 (580 amino acids)
Molecular function (GO): protein binding
Source: RefSeq, a predicted model, not a curated record
AUAUAACAUUGUUGUUAAAAAAAAAAAAGUCAGCUAUCAAAACAUGAUAUGCUUCCAUUUCAAUGUAUGGAUGUCAUUUAAUUAGGUUUUUACUUGUGACACCUGGCAUUUUUAAAAUUAUGUUCCUAUUAUGCGUCCUUUUAUCUGUUAUGUAUGUUUGUCAGUUUUCCUCAUUUCAUCUUUGACAGAUUGUGAUAUAGGGAUGUAAAAAAAAAAGAUAAUGAAAUGAAACAACUAUAACUUGUAUAUAAAACAAUCUCCUGUUUUGUGCUUUAUAGCACAAGACUACCUCCUUUAAUGUACUAACAUGGGGGGGGCAUGUAAUAUGUCAUUUGCCAGUUGUGUGUUGGAAAAGCAAAAAAAAAAAAAAGCAGGGGGGGUUUACAAAACAUGUUGGUGAGUCUUACGUUACCUUUAAAAUAAGCUUAAAAAUAUUGUUGGAAAAUUAGCUCCAGCAGCCAUUGCGAUGUCAUACAGUGAAGGGGUGGCCAACCUAUGGCCCUUGGCCCUAUACUGUCCAUGCUCAUUAUAGAGUACAUAAUAAACCUUUCCCUCAGUCUUGAGUUUCCUCUGUUAGCAUUUUGAUCGACCUUUUAAACAUCCCGGGAGCACAAUGCCGACUGCUAAUCGUGAUUUCACACCGCAGCCCUGCCUGCAUCGGUCGCUUUUUAGAUUGCGAAACAACCGCCGGAUUGUUUGCCUGCACUCACAGUGGUGCUGUGUGUAUAUGUGUGAUAUCAGGAGUUGUAAGAGUGGGCCGGCCCUAGAAACCUCAGCACGGUAUAAAUAUCAAGCGAGGGACUCCCUAAUGAACAUUUUCCUAAACGAAGCUUCAGAGGUGCACAGAAAAGAUUUGUAUUCUUGCAAAUGGAGAUUAAAGACUAUUCCCGGAAGCAGGUGGACAAACUGUAUUCUGACAAUUUAACGCCACCCAUGGAUUUAGAGGCUGCGUUGAAGGAAUGCUCUGGCGCCCUUGAUCUCUUUCUGAACAACAGGUUCAAAGAUGCCUUAGCUCUUUUAGAACCCUGGAAGAGCCAGAGCAUGUACCACGCCAUGGGCUACAGCAGCAUUCUCGUGAUGCAGGCGGGCAUGACUUUUGACCCGAAGGACAUGAACGUCGCUAUGGAGUCUCUCAGCGACGCCCUGCUGACGUGCCAGAGGUUUAGGAAAAAAAUGGGAAUAAUGGAGACUCUAGCCAAUCUGUGGUACAGACAAACACCUGAAACUCUGACAGAAGAGGAGAUGCACGCCGAGCUCUGUUACGCCGAAGUGCUGCUGCAGAAGGCGGCGCUCACGUUCCUCGACGAGACCAUCAUCGGUUUCAUCAAGGGAGGCAUGAGGAUCCGAAACAGCUAUCAGAUUUUCAAGGAGUGUCAGGCUAUGGUACACGCCAGUGGAGAAAUGGAGAAGAAGAGCACGUAUAUUCACUUUAAGGGCGGCGUCAGCAUGGGCAUAGGAUCUUUUAACCUGAUGCUAUCGCUACUACCAAGUAGAAUCCUCAAACUGAUGGAGUUUUUAGGUUUCUCGGGGGACAGGGAGAUGGGUUUGUCCGAGUUGCGAGCAGGCGCGUCCAGCGACAGUCUGCGCUCCAUCCUCAGCACGUUGACUCUGCUCAUGUUUCACCUCUACAUCUCGGUCAUUCUAGGUUCCGGCGACGUGGACCUGAGUGAGGCUGAGGCCCUGCUGGAGCCUUACGCUAAAAGGUUCCCAAAUGGAGCCAUCAUGCUUUUCUACGUUGCAAGAAUUGCCUUGCUCAAAGGAAACAUCACUUAUGCUCAGGAAAAGUUCCACGCGUGCUUCGCCGCGCAGCAGGAGUGGCGGCAGAUUCACCACCUGUGCUACUGGGAGCUCAUGUGGGCCUACUCCUUUGAACAGAAGUGGCGGGAAGCGUACCAUUACGCUAAUCUCCUCUGCAAGGAGAGCAAGUGGUCACGGGCCGUCUACGUGUUCCAGAAGGCUUCCAUACUGAGCAUGCUCCCCGAAGAGGACGUCAAGAAACUUGGUGAAAAUGUGGUGGAUUUAUACAGGGAGGUGGACGGUCUGAGGUUGAGGAUGGCCGGGAAGUCCAUCCCAACGGAGAAGUUUGCGGCCAAGAAGGCUCAGCGCUACGCCUCCUCCAAGCCCGUCAAACUGGUCGUCCCAGCCCUUGAGAUGAUGUACGUGUGGAACGGCUUCACCAUCGUGGGCAAAAGGGCCGACCUGACGGAGAACAUCCUGGCUACGUUGGAGAAAGCAGAGGAGGAGCUCAAGUACGAUUCAAACCCGUCCGACUACCACUUGGAUGACCAGUGUGUGGUCCAGCUGCUCAAGGGCUUGUGUCUGAGGCAGUUGGGGCAGCUCGACCAGGCCAUGGUCUGUUUCAACCGCGUCUUAUCCAGCGAAAGCGACCUGAAGCACGACAACUACCUGGUGCCGUUCACCAUGUACGAGAUGGGCCUGCUGCACAAGCAGCGGGGCGACAUCGACAAGGCCGUCUUUAUGAUCGAAAGCGCCAAGAUGGACUACAAAGACUACAGCAUGGAGUCGCGGCUCCACUUCCGCAUCCACGCGGUGCUCAACAGCCUGGGCUCCUUGCCGGCCAAGAUGCCGCCUUCGCGUACGCCGGCGUGAACGCUCCCAUGACUGCACUUUCUAUUAUUGGAUGGUCAUAUUCCUCCACGCUGCCUCAUGACUCGAGGGCAUCUUAUUACUCUACUGUAAAUGCCUUAUACUGGGGCUUUGGAAAUAUUGUAUUUACACCACAACUUUCAUAAAUGUGUUUUUUUUUAAUCCACUUUUUAUUUGUGAUGUUGUCACUGGAUUAUUGUGCUUAAGUGUUGUAUUUCCUCAUAUAAAUGAUCUUUACUCAA